AUGGAUAUGACAAAAAAGAAAUACCUUAGAGGUGAAGGAACAAAUUUGAAGGUACUGAAGUUUGUUACAAUUUCUAAACUUGCUUUUAAUUUAGCUUUGAUUCUGGGAAAAUCUGCAGCAGCUGCCACUAAGGCUGAGAAGUGGCUUAUGCCAAGUGAGGGUGGUUAUCUAGAGGGUGAUGGUAUUGAGAAGACUUGGAGAAUAAAGCAGGAUGCAAUUGCCAAUGAACUUUCUCAAAUAAAAGAGGUGGUGGAUGUUCUUCUGUUUGUUUAUUUUCAGUUCUUUACCUAUGUUCGAAUCUUCUCAUCGUUUUCCGUUGUGCUUGAUAUAACAAAUUUUGGUCCUUACACUCUUGAAUUCACCCCUAGCGGUCGCUACAUGGCUUCAGCUGGACGCAAGGGUCAUAUUGCUAUUGUAGAUAUGAAAAACAUGAAUGCCAUUAAAGAACUACAGCUUCGGUUUCUUUUCCACGUUAGGGAAACAGUGAGUGAUGUAGUCUUCUUGCAUAAUGAACAGUUUUUUGCUGCUGCUCAAAAGAAGUACCCGUAUAUAUACAAUAGAGAUGGCACGGAGCUCCACUGCCUGAAGGAACACGGUGCUAUGCUAAAGCUUCAGUUUUUAAGGAAUCACUUCCUUUUGGCUACUAUAAACAAAUUUGGUCAGCUGCGUUAUCAGGAUGUUACCACUGGACAGAUGGUAUCUAAUCUUCGAACUGGCUUGGGUCGUACUGAUGUCAUGCAAGUGAAUCCCUUCAACGGUGUGGUUGCUGUCGGCCAUUCUGGUGGGACUGUCAGCAUGUGGAAGCCUACGAGUGCUGCUCCCCUAGUGAAGAUACUCUGGCAUCCUGGACCCGUCACAGCUCUAGCAUUCCACCCUAACGGCCAUCUAAUGGCAACUGCCGGUAUGGAGAGGAAAAUAAAGAUUUGGGAUUUGAGAAGAUCUGAGGUUCUGCAAACAUUACCUGGUCAUUGCAAGGCCUUGGAUUUUAGUCAAAAAGGCUUACUUGCUACUGCAACCGGAUCCUUUGUACGAGUUUUCGGAGAUCUUUCUGGAUCUCUGAAUUAUGGCAGUUAUAUGACCCAUUCUGUUGCGAAAGUAUACCAAGUAAAGAAGGUGGCGUUCAGACCAUACGAAGAUGUUCUAGGUAUAGGACACUCGAUGGGUUGGUCUUCUAUCUUAAUCCCAGGAUCCGGAGAACCCAACUUCGAUUCUUGGGUGGCAAAUCCGUUUGAAACAUCUAAACAAAGAAGAGAGAAGGAAGUCCGCUCUCUUCUUGAUAAACUUCCUCCGGAAACUAUCAUGUUGGAUCCGACAAAGAUUGGUUAG
Messenger RNA from Lycium barbarum (goji berry), 1326 nucleotides. Its product is annotated as probable U3 small nucleolar RNA-associated protein 7. Gene Ontology annotation, molecular function: protein binding. Gene Ontology annotation, cellular component: small-subunit processome; nucleolus; 90S preribosome. The transcript is spliced from 8 exons. Bases 1 to 1326 code for a protein of 441 amino acids. NCBI's taxonomy places the organism in Eukaryota, Viridiplantae, Streptophyta, Magnoliopsida, Solanales, Solanaceae. Gene Ontology annotation, biological process: maturation of SSU-rRNA from tricistronic rRNA transcript (SSU-rRNA, 5.8S rRNA, LSU-rRNA). The record is from RefSeq and is a predicted model, not a curated record.